AUGACUUCUCGCCAAGAAAAGACGGAGAUUGUGGAGACAAACGAACAUGUCCCUGUUGACCUGAACUCUGACUCUGCCGCUCAACUUGGUCAUCUUGCCAACGCCGAAGAUCACGAGACUGGCAAGCUUGCUUCCUUCAAGAAGUAUCCUUGGGCGUGUCUUUGGUCUCUGUAUGCGGUCUGGCUCGUCUUGCUCGUCUCUUUUGAAAAUCAAGCCGCCGGUGUUGUCAUCAGUAUCCCUGAAUUCCGAAAGGAUUUCGGACAUCCUCUCCCAGAUGGCUCGGGUUAUGUGAUUGAGGCGAAUUGGCAGAGUGCCUUCCAAGGUGCUCCCGUUGCUUCCGCUAUCGUUGGUGCUCUUGGUUGCGGUCAGCUCGCAGAUUGGAUCGGUCGCCGCAUGGUUGUUUUGGGCUGCCUGGUUGUAUCAUUUGCUGCGAUCACUAUGGAAUUCGUCUCUACCUCCAAUGAGCUCUUCUUUGGCGGCAAGUUCCUUAACGGAUUUGCAACCGGUGCCCUUGCAUCUCUCACCGUCACCUACAUUGGAGAAAUUGCUCCGUUAGCCCUUCGAGGUCUGUUGACCUGCUUGUCUGCUUUGGCAUACACUUUUGGCCCCCUAACAGUCGCUCUCAUUAUCAACUCCAUCGGAACGUAUCCUAACCGAUGGGCAUACCGAUCCGUGUUCUGCGCUCAGUACGGUUUUGCUGCCAUCGCCGCCCUCAUCUGGCCCUUCAUGCCUGAAUCGCCAUGGUGGUUGGCCUCCAAGGAGCGACACGACGAUGCUCUCAAGGCCUUGAACAAGCUUGGACACAAGGGCGCUGAAGGCCAGAAGAAACUUGCUCUCAUCAACGUGACACUCCAGGAAGUGCGAAAGGAGACGGAGGACACAACAUAUCUCGAAUGCUUCCGCAAGUCCAACCUCCGCCGUACCAUUAUUUCUAUCGCCCCGCUCUCGAUCCAGGCCCUUUCUGGUAUUGCAUUCGCCGCCUCUUACUCGACCUACUACAUGCAGCUCGCUGGAUUCUCGACCGAGAUGAGCUUCAAGCUCCAGAUCGUGCAGCAAGUUAUCUCCCUGCUCGGAAACGUCAUGUCCUGGUAUCUUGUCGAUCGCGUCGGACGACGAAACCUAACCUUCUACGGCCUCCUCAUCCUUACCGUCAUCCUCUUCCUCAUGGCCGGCCUCGCAACCCUCGAGACCGUCGGCGGCAACAAGGGCGCCGUGUCCAUGAUCCUCCUCUACUGCUGGUGGUACAAUGUGACAAUCGGCGCGACCGCCUACACGAUCCUGUGCGAGGUCUCCACGUCGAGGCUGCGCGUCAAGACCAUCUCGAUCGGUAUCGCCUGCCAGAGCAUGCUCAACAUGAUGUGGUCCUUCGUCCUCCCCUACCUGUUCAACCCCGACAAGCUCAACCUCGGCGGUCGCCUCGGCUUCAUCUUCGGCGGUUUGGCCGUCAUCUGCUUGGUCUACCUUUGGUUCUACCAGCCCGAGACCGCAGGACGCUCUUUCGAGGAGUUGGAUGAGAUGUUCAUCAAGCGCGUCCCUGCCAGGAAGUUCAAGGGAUACCGAACGGACGCCCAGGCUAUGGGCGAGGCCGUCAAGGAGAAGGAGGGCACUUUCUAA
Messenger RNA from Aaosphaeria arxii CBS 175.79, 1614 nucleotides. RefSeq names its product general substrate transporter. Gene Ontology annotation, biological process: carbohydrate transport; transmembrane transport. Gene Ontology annotation, cellular component: membrane. Gene Ontology annotation, molecular function: carbohydrate:proton symporter activity. The coding region runs from base 1 to 1614 and encodes 537 amino acids. NCBI's taxonomy places the organism in Eukaryota, Fungi, Ascomycota, Dothideomycetes, Pleosporales. The record is from RefSeq and is a predicted model, not a curated record. The transcript is spliced from 7 exons.